Scheffersomyces amazonensis is the source of this 920-nucleotide messenger RNA. It is a transcript of the gene CWH8, whose product is annotated as Cwh8p. Bases 162 to 845 code for a protein of 227 amino acids. Gene Ontology annotation, molecular function: sphingosine-1-phosphate phosphatase activity. The transcript has a single exon. Lineage: Eukaryota; Fungi; Ascomycota; Pichiomycetes; Serinales; Debaryomycetaceae. The record is from RefSeq and is a predicted model, not a curated record.
UGUAAUGGGCUCUCAACCCUCACUAGCAUUAUUGAUAUUGACCCGACCAUGAAAUUGCGCGCCCACAAAUUAUCUGGUAAGUAUCAACAAAAUUACUGAAGCACUAUAACUAUAGCACUACUACUACUACUACCACCACCACCACUUAGUACUCACUAACCAUGUCGUCCACCUACGAUCCUAUACCGUACGAUCAUACUUAUGUGUUAUAUGAACCUAAUGAUGUCAUAGCUUUAAUUGCUGUACAUAUGACAUUAUUACCUAUCUACAUUAUGGUAUUCUAUACUGCAUGGUUCUUAAUAACUAGAGAAAUUGAACCAGUCAUUGUAGUUGGUGGACAUCUUAUUGGAGAAAUAUUAAAUAAAAUAGUUAAAAGAAUUAUGAAACAACCUCGUCCUGAUUUUCAUAAAGAUUUUGCUUCAGGUUCUUAUAGUUUAACUUAUGGAAUGCCCUCAGCUCAUUCUCAAUUUAUGGGAUUCUUUACAACUUAUUUUAUUUGUAUUAUAUUGUUUAAGAUUAAACCAUUAACUUCAAUUCAAAAACGGUUUGCAAGUUUAAUAUUAUUAAUUACUUGUAUAUUAGUACCAUUUUCAAGAGUUUAUUUAUUAUAUCAUACUAUACCUCAAGUUAUUGUUGGAGUAACAUUAGGUUCUACAUUAGGAUUAUUAUAUUUUACUGCAACAUCAAUUGCCAGAGAUAUUGGUUUAGUUGAUUGGGUAUUAAAUUGGCCUAUAAUAAAAUUCUUUUAUAUUAAAGAUACAUAUUAUCAUUGUUAUCAAACUUUUGAAGAUGAAUAUAAUUCCUAUAUUAAAUUAUCAAAAUUAGUUAAAACUAAAAGGGAUUAGAAAAAUUUCAAUCAUGUAUAUAUUAACAAAGUAAAAAGUGAAGUAAAGUAAAGUAAAAUAAAGUAAAUAGUAGAA